This is a messenger RNA of Xiphias gladius (swordfish), 4247 nucleotides long. It is a transcript of the gene pag1, whose product is annotated as phosphoprotein membrane anchor with glycosphingolipid microdomains 1. Gene Ontology annotation, cellular component: plasma membrane; membrane raft. NCBI's taxonomy places the organism in Eukaryota, Metazoa, Chordata, Actinopteri, Istiophoriformes, Xiphiidae. The coding region runs from base 338 to 1714 and encodes 458 amino acids. The record is from RefSeq and is a predicted model, not a curated record. Gene Ontology annotation, biological process: intracellular signal transduction; negative regulation of T cell activation. The transcript is spliced from 8 exons.
CUCUCUCUGGCUGGCACUCCUCCUCCCGACCAGCGUCCUGGCUGGCGGAGCUCAGCGCGGAGCCAGACUGAGCCCGAACAUCUCGGUUUUCUCUCGCGUCCAGAAACGUGCGCCGACCGGGGAACGAGUGGCGCCGCUCUCCGUACGCCCCCCCCCCCCACACACUCAGACAACACCUCAGUCCCGCCUCUUCACGGCGACACUGGCAGCUUCGGGCGAGGGAUAAAGACGCACUGAACAGAUCCAGCCACUGAAUGCUGAUUUUUGGACAGUCCCCUCUCUCCCUGUCUCCGACGGUACCUGUCCGAUGUCCUCUCCUUCCACAGUGUGAUGCGUCAUGGCUCCGGUGCUGAGUGGAGUGUGGUGGGGGCCGGAGGCGGGUGUCAUUGGGUCGGGGGCAGCAGCUGCUACUGGGGUGGCGUCGUGGCUGGGCAGUGAGCAGCUGGUCCUGGUCGUCACCCUCAGCACCCUCACUGCCCUGCUGCUGGUCUCUGUGCUGCUGCUGCUGUGUGCUAGCUGCCAGGGGCAGAAGAAAGCAGCCAAUGGACAUCCAGCAGGAGACCAUGACAACCUCAUGAAUGGAGUGUCAGAGAGAGAGACGAUCAGCCAAUCAGCAGACAGUCCAGCAACUGAUGUGGCCGUCAGCAGCUCUCACAAUGGUCCUCUAACCAGCGGUACAAUUCUCACAGACACACAGGAUACCAGUCCCCAGCUGUCAGAAGAGAUGCUUUCCAGCCAAUCAGAGCUCAGGUCCUCCAAGUGUCCUCAGGACCGCGAGCUUCCCAGCAUCCCUCCCAACAACACCCUUAUCAGGGACAGACCCCCGCCCUCAGGGGACAGCACCUAUGAGGUGGUGAAAGAGAUGGCAGUGGCGUCACGUGACGUCAGCGUCGAAGACUCCCUGUACGAGACGGUCAAGGAGCUCAAAGACGCCCCUGUGCAGCUUGGCCUCCCCAAUGGUACCAUCCAGCUGAGCCCCGACGAACCUCCCCAUCAUUCCCCUGCCCUCCUCAACGGCCACCUCAGCCCCUGCACACCUGAGCGGGGGCCCCUGUGCACGGGGGUGGAGUACGCUUCCAUCGACCUAAAUAAGAAGAGCCGUCACAGUGCCGACAUGGAGGCCAAAAGGCGUUCUGAUAAUGCCCCCAUGCCUUCUCACAAGCCUCUGGAGGAACCAGAGGAGGACUUACCCCCGCCAGUACCAGAGAAGGUUCUGGAUGAAAACGACAACCAGCCGCUGGUGAUGAAUGGGGUGGCGGGGGCUGGGCUGCACAAUGGAGAGGUGAGGAUGUUACACUCCCCUCUGUCUCCUGCACCAGGGUUCGACAACCACGUUCUGUCAGACAAUGAGUCAGCUGUGUACUCUACAGUCAACAAGACAAACUGUGACGAUGCUGUGAACGAGGAAGACAAAGAGCAUGACUACAGCAGCAUCGCAGAGAUCAAAGGUCUGGUCCCAGCCUCUUCCUCCAGUGACCUCUAUGCCACUGUCCGAGAUAUCUACCCCCAGCCCGACGAGCCCCAGCUGGGGGAAGACCCAAUCUUGGACGGCACAGAUCCCGGCUACGAAACCAUCCGCAUCCCAAAGACAAGUAGCUCAGAUGAUGACCACAGGGAGGGGCUGGGGGCAGAGGGGUCAGACACUGCCAAAGCAGAGCCUGACUAUGAGAGCGUCGGAGAGUUGGGUCUGGGCCGGGAAACAUCCCGCCUCUGAGUUUUUCCCCCUCAUUAUCUUCGUCUGUGGUGGUUUGGGAGAAGCUUCCUAUCGGACACAUCUUACAGACGCCACUGCAUUGCUUUGAACCUGCUACCAAGCAUGCUUUUGGUGCAUGACUUGGGGAAAACAGCAGAAAAUGGCUCACCAAACCACAUCCGUCAUCAAUGCAUGAGUGUCCUCUUUACAGCUUGGGUACGGUUUAUCAUAUCUGGACUUUUAAUUUAUCACCCAGGGUCAAUGUUGUUGGUACUGGUAGGCCUACUAGUAAAUGAACUGUAGUUCUUCAGUCUCUGGACAUUAACCAUGUGGAAGAUUGCACUUUGGAUCAUCAUCAAAUUCCUCUUUUUAAUCUCUGCUGACAUUGCAUAUAAUGAACACUUGAUUGUGAAAAAAUAUCAAAUAAAUAUUAAAUAUUCUAUCUAAACACACAUGCAGGAUUUCAAGGGUUAGCUAAGGACACUAUCUGUGCCUGUGAUACACAAAAGAUAUCAAGAAUUCAGUGCCAUGUACUCAUGAAAUUCAUGCACUUACUGUACAUAUGAAGGUAACAUUAUUUGUAUGCCCCAUCUGCAGCUGCUAGGGACUUUCUAGCUUCUUCCAGGUGACUCAGUGUCAUGUUUUAUUGAGGUCUCACAGCGUAUUUCUAGGCUAUUCCUUGUCAGGUUGGCAGCACCUCCACCGUGCGCUCUCGGCUUGAGAUCCCUAUGAAUGGGAUCUUGGCAUGGAGAGCAAAAACCAGUCUUCUCUGUGACCAAAUAAUUAGUCAAGACAAACAUUGCAUUUGAUAGAUUGUGCCAUCAAAUAUAAAUGAGGACUCUCUGACUGCUACAUACAUGUUCUUAUGCUGAGACUGUUCACUGCAAAGGUGUGGGUUCGACAUGUUACAGGUCAGGGGAUAUGAAAAACUAGUUUAGUUUAUUAGUUUAUUUGACAGGGACCAUGCACAACAUCUGCAGAACCAAAAUGGAAACAAGAGCUUAGGGAAGGAAGUCAAUUUCAUGUGAGUUUGCCGGUUUCACAAUACAUUUUAAUGGAUUUUUAGACGUUUUACAGUCAAUGUCAACAUUUUUUUUGUGAAAUUCAUAUUUAUUUGAAGAUGCAUAUUGUUGUGUAAUUGUGAAAUUUUGCAAAGUAUGUCUGUGAGAGAAAAGUAAAUAGGCUUUUAUAGAACUUUCUAGCAUUUUUAUUGAGAUACUACAUGAAGGUGAGAUGUGGGAUAAUGACAGUUGUAAAGGUACACUUUCCCUGGACUUUUUAAAGGAUAAUUGUUUAAAAAAUUAUGUCUGAUGAGACCAUAUUUUCUUUUUUUUUGUCAUUUUGCACAGGGAUCAAAACAUUCAAAGACUGGUAAUGUGAUAAAAUGACACAACAAACUUGUAUUAUUAAUGUAAAUGUUAUUGAUCAAAUGUAUUUUUUAGUUGUCAGCUUUUUGAGCCUACAGUUGGUACAGUAUACAGUCUUCAGUUGGCAUCCUAGAUUAUUUUAAAGCACAAGGUUUAAUAUUAUGGUACUGCAUUUAUCAAAAGCAUCAUUACAAAUCAGUUACAUCUCUGCACAACUUGAAUAUCUAAUGCUUUUCGACUCACUAGUAGCCCUCUGAAAAAAACAUAUGUGUCUGUUUGUAGCUUGUACUGACGACAUGCCAACCAAGGCUUGUAUAUAGUUAGAGCACUAUUUUAACCAUUACUCGCUGGAAGUUUUAUGUAAGCUUUUACUUAUUUGUACAAUGUUCAGAGUGAUAUAAUUUUAGUAUAAGUCUGUUAAGAGCACUGAUUAUACUGUAUGUAUGACUUGUUUUGAGGAAAACCGAAACCCUGUUGCCCAAUGGCUUUUUGCUGUGUAAUGUAACUCGGAGUUGUCAAAUUGCCUUUGAGUUCUGAGAAGUAGUAACCAAUCACAUGUCAGAAAUAUGGUACAAUGUUUUGGUACGUGCAUUUUAAGAAACAGUAAAUGUGGUACUUUAAUUUAAAAAAAAACUGAAUUACAUCUUAAUGCUAUUGUUGGGUGUUUAUUUUCAAAUUAACAGGGCCAGUUUUUUUUUGCUGUAAAUGUAUCUUUCACUGCAGUCUCUCCCCACUUUUGCAGAAAAAUAGGUGUCAUCUGCUUCCACCCACAUCAAAAUAUUACAGUAUCACAGUAUUACAGUAUCUCCAGCCUUAGCUCAUGUUCUAUUAGAAAUACAGGAGCUUGUUGGUGGUGGUUCAGACAAACAGAGGCAGCCCUUGCUGAAUGGUAUUAGAUUCAUAAAUGACAUCGGAUAUUAGAAACGCUGUUACAUCUCCCAGCAGAACUACCAUCAAAGAGGAUUUUAAAUGCGAUCCACUCCUAGUAUUUUUAAGUGACGCCCUCAAAAAAAUGAUGUUCAUUGUCUGUGACAAGGUAAUUGUCAGUGUUAUUUACACUGCCAAAAAAAUACAUGACCCUUUGAGUACAUUGUUCCUCUACCAAGUGACGUGGUUGUGUAUCAAGGGUGGUGCCAUCAUUUAGAUAUAAUGGUGUUCACAGAAUACUAUAAAUGACCUCUAAGGAA